Messenger RNA from Thalassophryne amazonica, 2172 nucleotides. RefSeq lists its product as uncharacterized. NCBI's taxonomy places the organism in Eukaryota, Metazoa, Chordata, Actinopteri, Batrachoidiformes, Batrachoididae. The record is from RefSeq and is a predicted model, not a curated record. The transcript has 2 exons. Bases 1008 to 1877 code for a protein of 289 amino acids. Gene Ontology annotation, molecular function: nucleic acid binding.
UAUUUAGGGGUGCUUGAGCACCCCUAAAAAUAGGCUAACUCUUUUAACUUUUUUAAUUGUACUGGUCUGAACUCAGUCAAUCAUUGUUAAUCCCACUCAGCCAUGACUCUGACACAGGUUAGCGCUUUAAUCGCAUUAAUGAUUAAAUGGAGAAAGAAUGUUGAUAGUAUCAGAGUAACUAGGAAGGUGCUUUAAGCCCAUUCUGCUGUAAGUUUCCACAAAACACAGUAUUACAGUUUUUAUUGAUUGCUUUAACCUGUUUGAAGAAACUUGGUAACCUCUCAGUCCUCAUCAUCACUCUCUCAGCAGAGCAAAAAACACCUCUUGCAAAUGAGUUAACCCAUUGUCAUUGGUUUGACACAAUUCCCCCACCCUUUUGCAAAUCAGUUAACGCAGAUGUCAUUCAAGCAGUCCAAACUCCAUUGCUUUAGCUGUGGUAACCAAACAGAAACCAUAUAUUACCAUCUCUUAGAAACCUCUUGACCGGCAUGAAAUCACUGGAGCACCUGUUUGACACUGCUUCACACAACUUUUCAAUUUGCAAUCAGUCUGCAGGUUCAAAAGGUGCCACGUUGUGUGUUGUAACUUGCAAGCAUGGAUGGUCUAAGGCACAUGAGAGUGAGAGGUAGAGGGCUCGGGGGAAGACGAGUCCGAGGAAGAGGAGUCCGUGUGCGAGGUGGGGUGUAGCUGGAAGGGCUCAAGUCACAGAUGAAAUUCGGGCAACUGUGAUUGAUCAUGUGGUAAAUCAUGGUCUUUCACAUAGAGAGGCUGGACAAAGAGUCCAACCUGUUCUCAAUAGAAACACAGUUGCAUCCAUUGUCAGAGUUUUUUGACUGGAGAACAGGUAAUGUUGCUCAUACAGGAUAUACAGAUAUAUCUGUAGUGAUAUACAGUAUGUCAUGUAAUUUUAUUCCACGUCAUGUAUUCUUUAUAGAAUCGAAAGGCUACCGGUCGGUGGUGGUAGACGCAGACUUUUGAAUGCUGAGCAGGAGGCAGCCAUUGUGAACAUGGUUCUGGCAAAUAAUGCCAUUAGGCUGCGUGAAAUCAGGGCAGCAGUGAUUGCAGAUCAGGGGGUAUUUCGAAAUGUAAAUACUGUGAGUGAGACAACAAUUGCCCGUGUCCUCAGUAGGAACAACAUGGCUAUGAAACAGCUCUACAGAGUUCCCUUCCAGAGGAACUCUGAUGCUGUGAAGGAGGCCAGAUGCCAAUAUGUGGAGCAUAUCAUGGAGCUUGAAGCUGAGGGGGCACAUCAUACUUUCAUCUAUGUCGAUGAAGCCGGCUUCAACCUCUGUAAAGUGAGGCGCCGUGGGAGGAACCUCAUUGGGCGUAGGGCCACUAUUACAGUUCCAGGGCAGAGGGGCGCCAACAUUACUAUGUGUGCUGCUAUUUCUAAUGAUGGUGUCCUCAGCCAUAUUCCAGCUGUUGGCCCCUACAAUAGUGAGCGCCUCAUUGCAUUCUUGGACACCCUGCAUGACAGGCUCAUCCCGCCUCAGGAAAGAGGGCUGUUGAGGCCUGGCAUGCCACUGUUUGUAAUCAUCUGGGACAAUGUGGCAUUCCACCACUCUUGUGUGGUGAAUGAGUGGUUUGUGGGGCACCCGAGGAUGAUGAUGCAAUUCCUUCCUCCAUACUCUCCAUUUUUAAAUCCUAUAGAGGAAUUCUUCAGUGCAUGGAGAUGGAAGGUAUACGACCACCACCCCUAUGAGCAGAUGCCCUUGCUCGAUGCAAUGACCGCUGCUGCCCAAGACAUAGAUGCAGAGGCAUGCCAAGGAUGGAUAAGGCAUGCUAGAAGAUUCUUCCCUAGGUGCAUCGCAAGGGAAAAUAUUGAGUGUGAUGUAGAUGAGGCCAUGUGGCCUAUUCAUCAAGAGAGAAUAGACUAGUAGAGAUUUUUUUUUCUUUAUUGUACAGAAUUAUUAUUUUUAUUUUCCUAAUGUCUUACACAGUGACGGAUUUUAUUUUUUCUUUCAUAUUCUAUAUGUGGCUUCUGUUGGGAUAUUUCGUUUGUUAGCCACGGUCUAAAUAAGAAAAACAAGAAUGAAUACUGCAAUCAAUAAAAUUUUCAACACAGCAUAUCUGGAUCACUUUUUUUUGCAAGAAGGCAAAUUUGACUACAAAUGGCACUGACAUGUAAGCUGCUCAGUCAUUACUGUAGCUCAGUCAUUAGGUACAAUGACC